AUGUCUGCCGCGAAAACUAAGGCUCAGCAGCUGAUCAACGAGAAUGGCGUCGUCGUCUUCUCAAAGUCGUAUUGCCCCUACUGCAAGGCUAGCAAGGCGCUCCUCGACGACUUGAACGCGACAUAUACCGCUCUCGAACUGGAUUUGAUGGAUGACGGAGCCGCUAUCCAAGACGCCCUGAAGGAAAUCAGCGGCCAGCGCACCGUGCCGAACAUCUACAUCAGCAAGAAGCAUAUUGGAGGCAACUCGGAUCUGCAGGGAAUCGGGCGCAAUGAGCUGAAGCGCACCCUUGCUGCUGCGGGGGCUUUGUGA
This is a messenger RNA of Penicilliopsis zonata CBS 506.65, 312 nucleotides long. RefSeq lists its product as hypothetical. NCBI's taxonomy places the organism in Eukaryota, Fungi, Ascomycota, Eurotiomycetes, Eurotiales, Aspergillaceae. Gene Ontology annotation, biological process: cellular response to oxidative stress. Gene Ontology annotation, cellular component: cytoplasm; nucleus. The transcript is spliced from 3 exons. The record is from RefSeq and is a predicted model, not a curated record. Bases 1 to 312 code for a protein of 103 amino acids. Gene Ontology annotation, molecular function: glutathione disulfide oxidoreductase activity.